This is a messenger RNA of Pseudocercospora fijiensis CIRAD86, 735 nucleotides long. RefSeq lists its product as uncharacterized. The transcript has 2 exons. The record is from RefSeq and is a predicted model, not a curated record. NCBI's taxonomy places the organism in Eukaryota, Fungi, Ascomycota, Dothideomycetes, Mycosphaerellales, Mycosphaerellaceae. Bases 191 to 652 code for a protein of 153 amino acids.
GAUGCUUUGCUCUUACUGCCUUGGCACAAGACUUGCCCUGGAAAACGAAACCUUGACAGGACUAGACCCUAGAGCCGACGGUCUUAAAGAAUGCGAACAACGUUUGGUUGCCCACCUUCGUCGAUUGAACAGAUUGCGCCUGCAGCUGGGCUACACACGUCACACUGAUGUGGAAUAUUUCCGUGGCGCGAUGAAAGUGGACGAUGAUGGAUUUGUUUGUGUGAAGCUGAGCGGCAAAGAAAUCAUCAAAAAUCUGGGACUCGACAUCGUGACUUUUCUGACGCCGAAGCAUUUCAUUGACUCCAGGGCUGGCUUUACUUUGCGCGACACCUCCUGCGCAAUGUGUCUUGAUGACUACGAGCGUGGCGACUACAUCGUGGAAACGAAAUGCAAUCAUCAGUUCCACGAACAGUGUCUGGAGAAAUGGUUCGAUGACAAUCUCACUUGUCCACUGUGUCGGACUGUUCACGUGGAGGAUUGUGAGGACGAUAUCGAGGAGGGUGGUGAGGAGGGUGGUGAGGAAGGUGGUGAGGAGGGUGGUGAGGAGGGUGGUGAGGAGGGUGGUGAGGAGGACAUUGAGGAGGACAUUGACGAGGACAUUGACGAAGACAUUGACGAGGACAUUGACGAGGAUAGUGAGGAGGAUAUCUAGGAACAUGAUAUUGGUUCGGACAACUGUAGCCGACUUGGACAACUAUACCGAGUCUGCCCUUACGAUUAAGAAUACAACGCUAC